AGAAACUGCAUAGGCAACAAUUCAUAGUGAGCUGUAGAAGCUUAGAACCUAUAAUUCCAAUCCAUAAAUCUGAAUUACACCAUACAUAUUGACUAUAAGUACUUUUAUAAUACUAAUCACAUGGUUAGUUACAAACAGUCGUAGAAUGAACAGUACUGAGAUCAUGGUAAUUGAUAGUUCAGCUGACAAGGCAGACAUUGUUCAAUGUAUUUAGUUGCGGGAGAAUGCAUUUUAAUAAUAGCAUCAUAGAGACACCUACCAGACCUACCAGUUUCCUCUCUAACCUCAAGAAGAGAAGGAACCUUGAGAAUGAUGGAAACAGGCUUUGAAGAGUCAAAGGCAGUAAAAUACUAGAGUAAAAGUUAAAAUCAAAAGUUUGUUGUCUUAUUUUAUUUCAUUCUUCACUGGAAAAAAAAUCCAGACAGCUUACUGAAUUAGAAGAAAAGAAAAAGUUUCAUGUGAAAACGAAAAUCUUUCCUUUUUUCACACCUCAUUCUUCGUUCAAACCAUUAGAAAAAGAUGGUUCCUACAGUAUUGUGAUAUCGCAGAAACUGACCGUUACUUAGAAACACGAGUUGCAUUUUUAAAAGAACUGUAUUUAAGUAAAUUAUGUGUACUUGAUUGAUACCGGAAGUCACUGUGACGACUACUUCCUGUUAGAAAUGAUCAGAGUCUAUGUUAAUCGGUGUGAUAAGCUUCUUUAUUGCAAAGUUAUGGUGAUAUAUCCACAAGAGAAUAAAUUGCAGACGAAUUUCUUUAAACGGAGGAGUUUUUAUAGGAACCGGAUGUUGAACUYGUGUUUGCAGAGAGGGAGUCGAUAUUUGCAUAUUGUUCAACUAGUUUACUCACUUGAAGGACAAGACGCGRACAAAUCGCUGAAAAACUAUUAGUUCAAAACAGGUGUUUGUCAUCGCUACUUCAUUUCAAGAUCGUUUCUUGAAUUCAAAGCCGCAUUUUGAAUACUUAAAAGACAAUAUAAUUCGUUCACCACGGACAAAGGACGUCACCAAUCGCUGAUCAACACAGAAAGKGUGGUGAGAGGUAACUAAGGUGAAAACUCUCCUGGUUUUUAAUAAUAUUCCAAUGAAUUGACUACCACAAACACAGCGUAUUUCACUUCUAUGUAAAGAAACGCUUGAUGAUGUAAUGGACUUUAUGAGCAAGAAGUUUCGAGUAAGGGUAAAUAAUAGUUGUAGCAGUUCAAGAAGUGGUCGCCGCUCAUGCGGGAAGAUGGCGACGGAUAGCAGUGAUGAUAACCCGAUAUGGCCAUCAAUCGCCGGUCCAAGCGUUCCCGAAAACAAUCCAAAACUAUGGAAAACACCGCGUCUUGAUAUGAGUAGCUCUUUGUCGUUUUUGCGACGCGAGUUGGCCGCUAUGCAGCUUCAGGACCGUGGAAUACACAAACAAUUACUGGCAUUGAAUUCUGUCAUACGGGAUCUCAAGACCACCCUUCAWGAAUCAUGGGAAAACGAAGAYACUCUGAACCAGACUCCCGAAGACGAUGUAGACGGGGAGGCACUAUGUUCUACUAAUACACAGGUAUCCCACACUAAGCAAGAUUCAGGAAUUCUAACAGAUGAGGAAAGUGAUGAAGAAUGCGACAUCUUUGAACCUCAAGAUGUGGUCCGUCCACUUCGAGGCAGAUCACAAAGUACGUCUGCAAUCUGCAUUUCCAGCGGUAGUUAUACAGGACCAGAACUAGACAUCAAUCAAAAUGUCAAAACAUCAAUCAAAGGUCGAGUGAUAACACCUCGACCCAGGUCCCACACUGUAGGCGAAGGACAAUUCCACAGGGUAACCAGCAUGCCUGUGAUCAAUGAAAUCCCGGGUAGUACAAACUUUACAUUCAGCGGUAAAGCGUUCGCCGUUUCAGGGUAUCUAAACAGACCAAGAAGUUCACACGAGACGUCGUCUCCUGCUUCUCUUUCUCGGCAUGGUAGUAUGCCUGUUAUCUCGAAUAUUGGAAGGACUAACGUACGGCAUGUUCGCUCAGAGACGGUGCCGAUACACAGAGGUCUUCACAAAACCUUCAGCUCAACUAGUCAGGUUAAUAGGACAAACAAAAAACCGCUGUACAGAAUAUGGCGGUCGUCAAGCCAGAUAUCAUUAGUAUGAAGAAUGGUUAUGAGUUCCUCCACCCC
Messenger RNA from Exaiptasia diaphana, 2141 nucleotides. RefSeq lists its product as uncharacterized. The record is from RefSeq and is a predicted model, not a curated record. The coding region runs from base 1147 to 2115 and encodes 322 amino acids. Lineage: Eukaryota; Metazoa; Cnidaria; Anthozoa; Actiniaria; Aiptasiidae. The transcript has 2 exons.